AUGGUGCCACAUCCUGUUCCAGUCCCUCCGGGUUGCCCCUUUACCUUGGCGCACAUACCCUUUGGCAUUUUUAGCACGGUGGACAAUGCCGAGAGACGGGUUGGCGCAGCCAUAGGAGACUAUGUGGUGGAUAUUUCUGUUCUCGAGCAGUCAUCCUUCCUGGACGAUAUAGGCCUGCACCACCUUAUAACGGACUUGCGCAACAGCCCCAUCGGCCGCCACGACGACCUUGGUGGGAUUGCCGCGUUGCCAGCACAGGCAAGGUCCCAAUUGCGACAUGGUCUACAGUCCUGGCUCGGCAAUAGUGCAUCACCACUAUUCGCCGAUGCCUCCCUGAACGAGCGUGCAUUUGUGUCUCGAGCGGCUGCCACGAUGCAUCGUCCCUUCAACAUUCCAAAUUUUACCGAUUUCAUGUGCGCCGAUGUGCAUGUCGACAAUUGCAGCAGGCUUGCCGGAGCAGCGACACCACCGAGUCACUAUGCCAUGCCCUUGGGUUACAAUGGCAGAGCCUCGUCAGUCGUGAUAGACGGCGAGCCGGUCCACCGCCCACACGGGAUGGUGCGAGAUCCGCAAACCUCCUCGAUAUCGUUCCAGCAGAGCCAGAGGGUGGACUUUGAGUCCGAGAUUGGUUUCUUCGUCUCGCAGCCGCUCCCCCGUGGCAGAACCAUCAGCGCCGACGAGGCCAACGACUAUAUAUUUGGCAUCGUCUUGCUCAACGACUGGUCUGCCAGAGACGUCCAGUUCGCCGAGAUGACACCCCUCGGUCCCUUCAACGGCAAGGCAUUCGCCACAAGCAUCUCGCCGUGGGUGACUACCCUCGACACCCUCCAAGGGUCUAAGUGUGCGUCUCCUGCAGUCGACCUUCGCAAGGGAGGGUCGACAGGCGCGGCGCACUUGAGGCACAGCGACGAAAAGUCCACGUGGGAUCUGGAGUUUGAGGUAUCGGUCUCCAGACCGAAAUCGACCAGCAAAGGACCCCUAUUGACAUCGUGGUCCAAUCUCCGCGACCUCCGGUGGUCACCCGGCCAGAUGCUGGCGCACCUCGCCUCGUCCGGCUGCGGGCUCAGCACGGGCGAUCUCAUCGGAACCGGCACAAUCUCGUCUCCGAAUGACUCGCCAGCUCUCCGGACGCUGGGGUGCCUGCUCGAGCUGACAGAGGGUGGCCGAGUCCCGGCGGGCAGCUCCGACGACGCAGAGCUCAGGUUUCUCGAGGAUGGGGAUGUGGUAGCCAUGAGCGUCUGGGACUCGGCGCGGACUUUUGGGCUUGCGCCCUUGAGCUCGCCGCUGCUUGGCUCUCAGAGGGAUGGGGAGUAA
Microdochium trichocladiopsis is the source of this 1314-nucleotide messenger RNA. Its product is annotated as putative 2-hydroxyhepta-2,4-diene-1,7-dioate isomerase. NCBI's taxonomy places the organism in Eukaryota, Fungi, Ascomycota, Sordariomycetes, Xylariales, Microdochiaceae. Bases 1 to 1314 code for a protein of 437 amino acids. The transcript is spliced from 5 exons. Gene Ontology annotation, biological process: L-phenylalanine catabolic process; homogentisate catabolic process; L-tyrosine catabolic process. The record is from RefSeq and is a predicted model, not a curated record. Gene Ontology annotation, molecular function: fumarylacetoacetase activity.